Molecule: messenger RNA, 3549 nt
Organism: Colletotrichum lupini
Lineage: Eukaryota; Fungi; Ascomycota; Sordariomycetes; Glomerellales; Glomerellaceae
Product: zinc finger protein Yan
Exons: 8
Coding region: 1-3549 (1182 amino acids)
Biological process (GO): ribosomal large subunit biogenesis
Cellular component (GO): preribosome, large subunit precursor
Molecular function (GO): GTP binding; zinc ion binding; nucleic acid binding
Source: RefSeq, a predicted model, not a curated record
AUGGCGAGCGUCGAUGUUGCUGCCCUCGGCGCCGUUCCUGCAAAUGGAGGGGCAACGACGGCUUCCCACCCCUACACCUGCAACACCUGCUCUGUUGCCUACCGAAACAUCGACCUUCAGCGAGGCCAUAUGAAGAGCGACUGGCACCGAUACAACCUCAAGCGCAGAGUCGCCUCCCUUCCUCCUAUUGCCUCCGAGGUCUUCAACGAAAAGGUCCUCCAGGCUCGCGCCGUUCAGACCGCUGAGGCAGAGAAGGCUCUCUUCGAACGUUCCUGCGACGCCUGCCAGAAGUCGUACUCGAGCGAGAACGCCUACCAGAACCACUUGACGAGCCAGAAGCACAAGGUCCGUGUCGCUGCUAUUGCUAGACGCAAGGGCGGUGUUGCCGAUGAUGCCAGCUCCGUCAUGAGCUCCACCUUCUCUCUUGGUGAGCCUAUCGCCGUCGAUAAGGAGAGCGAGUUGGAUUCCGAGGCCGAAGAGGAAUUCACUCAGGUCGUCGAGGGCCUGAAGAAGACCAACAUCCACGAGUCCCACGGCGAGCGCCCCUCACCCGUCAAGCGCCCCUCCAACCCCCACCUCUCUGCUCAAGGUCAGCGCGAAGACGUUAACAUGAACCGCGACUCCGAAUCUGCAACCCCCGUGCAGUCAAAGCCAGAGAUCGCUUGGACCAUCAAGUCCUGCUUGUUCUGCAACUACGAGUCGCCCAGCGUUUCGCUCAACGCCAACCACAUGGAGCGAUUCCACGACAUGUUCAUUCCCGAGAAGCAGUACCUUGUUGAUCUGGACGGCUUGCUUCAGCAUUUGCAGGAACGCGUCCACGAUGGUCACCAGUGCCUGUACUGCUUCAAGACCAAGAAGACGGCUUUCGCUGUGCAGACUCACAUGCGUGACAAGGGCCACUGCAAGAUUCCGUACGAUACAGAGGAGGUUCAGCUCGACAUUGGUGAUUUCUACGAUUUCCGAAGCACCUACUCUGAUGGCGAGGACUCAGACGAGGAAGAGGACGAGGCCGAUGAGAAUGGUGGAGCCAAGUUGGGUCUGAAGCGCCCGACGAAGUUGGUUGGGGAGGACGGCGAGGAGGUUGAGGAGGGUGGAGAUGAUGGCUGGGAGACGGACAGCUCGGCUUCUUCACUUGACUCGGAUGAGCUGACGGCCUUCACCGCGGACGGCAAGUACGAACAAUUCGAGCGCCUCGACAAGCACCCUCAUCACUCUACCAACGAUCCGCGUGCCCGCCACCAGGCCGAUGGCUGGCACUCACACGCCCACAAGCACACUCGUGCUGUCUUCUACGACGAGUACGAGCUGCACUUGCCCUCUGGCAAGGCAGUCGGUCACCGCUCUCACAACCGAUACUUCAGACAGAACCUCCACAACUACCCUACCGAGGAGGAGCGCGCCGAGCGUCUGGCCAUUGAGGCUGGUUCUGGCUCGGGCGAUGAGAUGGAUGUUGAUGGUAGAGAGGUCGCCACCACCGGCGAUCGCAAGACUCGCAACCGUGCCAUCGCUCGCAGAGAUGCUGCUGGCAUGGCUGGUGCGUCUGACAAGCAGAAGCGCGUUGUUAGACAGGAAGAGGUCAGAGGCCGGAGCACCGCCACCCGUCACCAGAAGCGCUACGACUACGGAGUCAGCGAGAAGUUGAACAACCAGAAGAACUUCUACUACCGCUACCAGGCCGGUGUAUCAUUCGGCACCAUUGGCAAUGAAUAUCAAAUUUUCAGAACAAUAAUCUGGUUCUCAUAUUUGGCUCGUGAAAAUCGAUGGAUGAGCAGCAGACCGACUUACAACGCAUGGCUACCCCAACCAGAUGCUGACGGUUGGUACGAUGGGCGGAAACACCCAAGACGACUGGAAGAGUUCGACAACGGGAAGACUCGCGCAAGGGAGGACCAGCGCGUACGGGCGAACACUAGGCUCUCGCCCCCAUCGCGGUCGGGCGGUACACCUGCUAGACGGUCAGGCAGCGACUUCAGCUCAAGAAGCUCUGAGGUUCUUAACAUCCUUGUCGAGGAGGAGUCCUCCCCGGCCAAGGAGGCCACACAGGGACGAUGGACCGCCGGCACCCAAGAGGAAGGGUGGCGGUUUUGUACUAAUGGUUUCAUACUCGGAGGGCCCAUACUGAUAUCCAGCCAGCCGAAACUAUCUCAAGAAGAACUGGACAAGAUCAGCAAACCCAAGGACGUCUGGGAAGCCAGAUCACUCUACUUCGUCCCCCCCAAGAGAUCAAAAGAACACCAGAAACCCAUCCGGCAACCCAAACCGCCAAAACCCGAACCCUCCCGAAGGAACCGCGACGCAGCAGCCAUGAUCGCCAGCCCAGACGCCAUCAAAGCAGCAAUCUCAAUCUCAGAAAAGGACCUCCGCCUAGCGCGGAGACCGCCCCCGCCGCCCCCCGAAAUCGAACUCGAGGGCGACGGCGGCAGCCUCGUCGCGGACCCCAUCGCCAACGACGACGUCCUCCCGCACGCCCUCGCCGCCCGCUUCUUCCUGUCCCCGCCCGCGACGUUCCUGUACUCGGCCUUUCGGCUGAAGCACCACCCGCUCAACACCACCACGCCCGAGAUCUGCGUCGUCGGCGCCAGCAACUGCGGGAAAUCGUCCUUCAUUAACGCCCUCACCGGCGCGGCGUCGCUCGCGAAAGUAAGCGAUCGCGCGGGCAAGACCGUCUCCAUGAACGCGUACGGCGUGGGACCCUUGACGGGCCUUCCUUUCCGGAAACCAGUCGCCUCCCCUUCUUCUUCCUCGUCCGAGGGCGGCGGCGCCACAAAGGAAGAGAAGCCAGAACACGGCAUAAUCCUCGUCGACACCCCCGGCUACGGCUACGCCUCCCACGAAGAAUGGGGCCGCGAAAUCGUCGAAUAUAUCAACAAGCGCACCAUGCUCCGCGGCAUCGUCCUCCUCCUAUCCUCCGAGAAAAAGGUAUCCGAAAAGGACGCGCAAAUCGUAAAACUCCUCGCCGACGCCGGCCGCCCCGUGAUGCUCGUCUUUACAAAAAUGGACAAAGCGCUCUCCCGUAAGGCGCGCGAGGAAGGCGGCAUCGCGCAGCGGUUACGCGAGGCGGAGCGCUGCUUCGCGAGGACGGGGUGGGAUGGCUGGGUGAAGAGGGUGUACAUCACCGCGGCGCGGAUGGAGCGCGAUAAGAGCUGGAAGGUGGAUGAGGGGACGCGGAGCGGUGCGGCGGGGAUGGCGGGGGUGAGGAUGGGGGUCCUAGAGUUGGCGGGUGUGAGGGAGUUUGUUGCGCCUGAGAAGGCUAGCAAGAUGGUCGCUCAGCGGAGGGCGGCGCAAAAGUCGCAAAAGACGCAGGACAAGGGCGGGGAGGAGGAAGAGGAAAAGAGGCUGGAGCCGGGUAAGGCUUUGGAGAGUGAUCCGGCGGCGUGGUCUGGGGACGUGGUUUCGUUUGAGGAGCUGGAGAAGAAGUUUGGGGACUGGAUACGCACGGAUUGGGCACGCGAGCAUUUCACUCAUAAACUUCGGGAGACCCCAAUGAUGAACCAACGCUUCGACAAGUUCCAUCAUAUGGAACUCCUUGGUUCCUCCGUUUCAGUAUGA